UGAACAUGCGGUGAUGUGCGGUGAACGUUAUGAUAUUGCGUUUAUUACUUGCAAUUCCGUUGCCUUUCAAACGAAGUACUUUACAUCUUUUUUAAUAUUGAUUGCAUUUUCUGCAAUGGAUGCUGAAACGGAGAAUGAUAAACUUAUUAAAGAAAUACCGGUUUUUUUGAGUGAUGAUUUACGACAUUUAUUGUUGUUACACUAUCCUACAAGAUUGUUGAAAAACGAUCAGUUGCUGACAUCAAAUGUCACCCAAUGUAGAUAUAAGACAGAAUGUGAAGAAUUGGAAGUAUCUUAUGCCCUUAAUACUGAUAUAAAUUAUGAUAAAGGACAUGGGCAAGAAUUGGUUGCGGAAACCGAUAAAACUACUAAAGAUAAAAGCGUCUACCCCAGUGGUAUGGUUGAUCAAUUAAGUUUUGAAUCUCACAAGAUAUCAUCAAAUACUACGGAUAUGAUUAUGUAUACUUCUGGUGAAAGUAUUCAUUUGUGUCCACUUAAGAACACAUUAAAUAUGUUACCUAAAUUGAAUCACAUUGAUAAAAUAGAUCCAAAAAAUGAUAAUAAAAAUAAUUCCCAAAACCCAAAUGAUGUGUCUGAGGAAGAGGAAGAAGAAAGUGAACAAAUAAUGGCAAAAUUCAAAGAUAGACCUGGGAAAAAAAGUGAAAAGAAAAAAAUGCAAGAGAUGGUUAAACAGAGAGCAAUGGAACCUUGGAUAAAUUUGAAUUUUGUGCCAAAUGGUCAAUACUUCUCCAGAUUAGAAUUGGAUAAGUUUAAGUUACCAAAAUUAAGAAGUUCACAUAAAAAUGAUAUUGUUCAAGAAAUCACUUUAAACGAAAAAGUAAAUGAUAUUGAAAACAUCAAUCCUAUUAGAGCACGCCAGUUAUCUUAUAAUAAAAUAAAAUCUUAUUCCUUAGAAAAUAAGAUAAAAAUACUUUUAUUUAAUACAAAAAUGGUAUCUACAAAAGUAUUAAUAGAUCUCCUACAGAAAUGUGGUGUUCCACCUAAUGAAAGUAUUACUACAAUUUUGACCAAUUUGAGAAAAAUUGCUCUUUUGAUUCGUGGACAUUGGACUAUUAAGAGUGAGGAACUUUACCCAGAAAAUACCAUAUCAUCUCAUUUUGGCUUGAGUUUUGAAGUCAUGCGUUUUCUUAGAGAUUAUAUCAUUCAUAUGUUGGAUUCAGAACAAAUUGUCAAUCGAAAAAAUAUUGGGAAAAUGUUUAAUUCACCUCCAGAAGAAGUUAAAGAUGCUCUAACCUCUGUAGCUAUUCUAGAUGAAAACAAAACAUGGAAAUUGUUAGCUACUGACAUUGAUACAUUUAUAGAAACUGUAGAUGAAUAUAGUGAUAUAUGUAAGGAGCAAAAGGAUUGGUGGGUGGCAAGAAUGAAACAAAUCAAUGCAUGGCUUGAGCAUAAACCCAAAAAAAGUUGAAUGCCAAAUGUAUUGUAUUUUAUUUUGUAUAAUAUAUAAAUU
This is a messenger RNA of Sipha flava (yellow sugarcane aphid), 1471 nucleotides long. RefSeq names its product DNA-directed RNA polymerase III subunit RPC5 (gene Polr3E). Gene Ontology annotation, biological process: DNA-templated transcription. The record is from RefSeq and is a predicted model, not a curated record. Bases 14 to 1429 code for a protein of 471 amino acids. Gene Ontology annotation, cellular component: nucleus; RNA polymerase III complex. The transcript is spliced from 9 exons. Lineage: Eukaryota; Metazoa; Arthropoda; Insecta; Hemiptera; Aphididae.